UUGGUGACAACUGACAAGCAUUUUCGAAGAUGGAUUGGAGAAGCAGAUCAGCUGAGAAUCCCACUCGAGUCAAUUUCUCUCGUUAUGGGAGUGAAAGAGGUCAUCAGUCAUCACAAAACAAAGCAUGUAGGUCUAAUAAGCCUACAUUCACUCGCAUCAAUCCUGGCACCAAAUUGUUGGAUAACGAAGACGUUGAGGGGGUACAUCUGGUGACUGAUUUUGACCUGGUUCGUGACAUUCAAGUGCUUUUGGGAAGAUUCACCAAAGGACCGACGAAUAUUUUCCCUGCAAUGUGGUCCGUCUCCUUGUCUAUGAAAAACGUCAACCGGCUUGCAUCGGGGCCUUAUGUGGUGGGACCCAAACCAUCCGGACCGCGAUUCAUGAUUUACAUUGAUCAUUCCGGGGAUAAUUUCCUGGAGAAUAUGACGCAACACAUUUUUCGUGUCGACGAAGAUCACGCCAUUAAGAUAGAAACGUCUGACGGGAGACCAAUAACAGACACUGUUCUCGAUGGAAUAAUUACAAGCGAAAAAUCAAUUGAUGAUGCCAGUUGUAAUGGAAAAGAGGCUACCAGGAAAUUGACAUUUGUAAUUCUGGACGCAAUUAGAUGCAACGGAAAAGACCUGACUGGUCUCAAUAUCCUUGAACGACUUGCCUUUGUCAGGGAUGAGAUCAUGAUAUCAAGGACGCAUGUUUGCGUGAAAGAGAAGGAAGUAUUUGAUUUGGAUAUUGUCAAAUACGAGGAAGCGUAUCAGACUGAAAAUUACUUCUCUGAUGAAUUCAUCAAUGAUUACAAAUAUCCAUUCCGUUCUCUAGUCUUUAUUCCACGACAAAAGGGUUACAAAUCGGAAAUCAAUUACGACGUCUUUAAAUGGCUGGAAAAUGAUGUCCACAAAUGUUGUUUUCGGCUUAAAGUUCCAAAAGGAGUUGAAGACCCAAAAGUAGCUGAGCUUCAUAUAUUAGGCCCUUAUCGCUCUGAAAUCAAAUACGACACGAUUAAACUGACAGAGGAAAUUAAAACGUUUGAUGAAUGUAUCAUUGAUUGCCGCUACUUUGAACACCAAUGGAUUUCAUCACGCAGCGCCAUGACCGCAAUCGCCCCAAUGGAAGGCGCGCAAUUAUGGGGAAAAUGGAAGCGCUAGAAAAUGCUGUUUCUCGUGAUCAUCUCCUGGCUACUCUAGAAAAUUCUAUAUAGGUUUGGAAUAAAAUUUGUUUUUCCUUCGGUUUGUCUAUUAUAGCUGUGUGUUCAUGGUUUAAUCAAGUUCAUCCACGGUUAUUAUGUAAAAAAAAAAUAUCAUUAGAAAUACACUAAUAAUAAGUUGA
Molecule: messenger RNA, 1323 nt
Organism: Daphnia pulicaria
Lineage: Eukaryota; Metazoa; Arthropoda; Branchiopoda; Diplostraca; Daphniidae
Product: mRNA-capping enzyme-like
Exons: 7
Coding region: 30-1142 (370 amino acids)
Biological process (GO): 7-methylguanosine mRNA capping
Molecular function (GO): ATP binding; mRNA guanylyltransferase activity
Source: RefSeq, a predicted model, not a curated record